CCUCCAGGGACCAGAGCAUUAUUUACUGAUCAUCUGCAGACCGAGAAGAAUCCUCUGAAACCAACAGCCACGAUGAAGAUGAUACAGGGAACCGAGGAGACAACAACAGACAGAAAGUUCCUCAAAUCCCAGAUGGAGAAACGUCGAAGGGAGCGAAUGAACUGCAGUCUGGAGCAUCUGAGGACCAUGUUGCUGCAGGAGCCCCCACAACUGACUGCGGCUCAGCAAAAACUGGAGAAAGCUGAGAUCCUCGAGCACACGGUCCUCCUUCUCCGGAGCAGCGCCACAGGACACAUAAUGGGAGCGGGAGAAGGAGGUGGCGGUGGUGGAGGAGGAGGUCAGAGACACUCCUUCCAAGACGGCUUCUCCUCCUGCCUGCAGAGAGCGGCUCAGUUCCUGGGGCCUCAGGGGAAAGGCCUGCGGCUCGGAGCGUCGCUGGACGCCCGUUUUGCCCCUCGCUUCGCCUCUUCAGACUCUGACCCCACUGGCGUCCAGCUGAGAACCGAGGCCCGGUCAUGCUCCAGCUCUCUCACUCAGACCAAGUCCCUUCUUCGGACGCUCAGGCAGAAGUCAAAGCUCAGGCUGCAAACAGAGACCUUUACUAAGAACAGUUCGGUUCAUCCAUACCAACGUCCAGAGCAGCUUGGGUCUCCCAGGGUUCCUCAAGAUUCUCAGACACAAAGUCAACUUGAGGUCAGAGAGUCGAGUCGAGGAAGCAAACAGAGCCUGAGCCUCCCAGUCAGCCAGACCGUGUGGAGGCCCUGGCCCUGA
Pleuronectes platessa (European plaice) is the source of this 771-nucleotide messenger RNA. Its product is annotated as protein deadpan. Gene Ontology annotation, biological process: regulation of transcription by RNA polymerase II; regulation of neurogenesis; anterior/posterior pattern specification. Bases 73 to 771 code for a protein of 232 amino acids. Lineage: Eukaryota; Metazoa; Chordata; Actinopteri; Pleuronectiformes; Pleuronectidae. Gene Ontology annotation, cellular component: nucleus. The transcript is spliced from 3 exons. Gene Ontology annotation, molecular function: protein dimerization activity; DNA-binding transcription factor activity, RNA polymerase II-specific; RNA polymerase II cis-regulatory region sequence-specific DNA binding. The record is from RefSeq and is a predicted model, not a curated record.